Molecule: messenger RNA, 1898 nt
Organism: Chelmon rostratus (copperband butterflyfish)
Lineage: Eukaryota; Metazoa; Chordata; Actinopteri; Chaetodontiformes; Chaetodontidae
Gene: hexim1
Product: HEXIM P-TEFb complex subunit 1
Exons: 1
Coding region: 305-1408 (367 amino acids)
Biological process (GO): negative regulation of cyclin-dependent protein serine/threonine kinase activity; negative regulation of transcription by RNA polymerase II
Cellular component (GO): cytoplasm; nucleoplasm; nucleus
Molecular function (GO): 7SK snRNA binding; cyclin-dependent protein serine/threonine kinase inhibitor activity
Source: RefSeq, a predicted model, not a curated record
UGACGGCGGAACGUCGUCUCCGGGUGAACGGUAGCCCUGACAGUUAAUGGUAGUUAGCGACAGUUGCUCUGACAAACCCUUGGAGGAGUAACAAGUGUUUACUGUUCGGAAGUUGCCUUUUAGUUUGCGAGAAUUUGUCUUCAAACGCCAAAACUCAAACUUUAUUUUGAGAUAUCACCUCAUUCUCGAAAAAGUAUAUUUUGUUCAAGUUUAACGUCUUUUAGCGAACUUUGAAGCUCAGUUUUGAGAGCGUGAACAUGAUCUAAAAUGCGCUGAAGCGGAGCCAUUAGAGCGGAUCAUCAGGAUGACAGAACCAGUGGAGCAGACCCAUCACCUGAAAACUUCAGGCAGCCCAUCAGGUGGGAUCAGCGGAGACGCUAUGGAGCAUCUCCCGGCCAGCAACCGUGGUGGACCGGAGAACGGCGACAGGGGGCGACAGAGAGACCAGAAGCAGCAGCAGCGGGCGGAGAACUGCGAGGAUAUCAACACAGACAAGUUAUGGCAAAUGAAAGGCGGACAGAGGGGGGUGUGCCCUGUCUUAGCAGACGGAAACGAGCUCCCGAAGUGCCCUGUUGCAGCUCAGUCUCAUCAGAAACCUGAUGUCCAUGCAGCGGGAGACGGCAAUCACAUCUCGCAGGGGAAAAACGGUGAAGACAGGCAGCUGGAGGGGACUUUAAACCGGGUGCAAGAGGAGAGUUCGCUCAUCGACUCUGACACGGGCUUAGAUGCGCGUCUGGGCAAGAAGCGGCACAGGCGCAGGACCACCAGGAAGAAGCGCAACUGGAAGCCUUAUUACAAACUUUCCUGGGAGGAAAGGAAAGCUCUGGAAGAGAAAGAAACGGCCAGGGCUUCCCGGGUGAGAGAGGAGAUGUUCGCCAAAGGGCUCCCAGUGGCCCCCUAUAACACCACCCAGUUCCUGAUGGACGAGCACGACCGAGAGGAGCCCGACCUCAACACCGAGACCGGGGUCCGGCGACCCUCAGGGGUCGGUGGCCGCAUGGAGGACACGGGCAGCGAGGAGGACUUAUUCGACAACGAGGAGGACGAUGACGAUGACGGCAGCGGCGGGGGGAGCGACGGCAUCGGCAGGCCCGGGAACGCAGGUGGGGAGUUUCUCCAGAGAGACUUUUCCGAGACCUACGAGAUGUACCACGUCGAGAGCCUGCAGAAUAUGACCAAGCAGGAGCUGGUCCAGGAGUACCUGGAGCUGGAGAAGUGCAUGUCCCGGCUGGAGGAGGAGAACAACCGGCUGAGGCGCGCCGUGGAGCCGGGGGGUCUGAACGUGGAGAGCUCCCUGGUCCGGCUCGGAGAGCUGGAGCGGGAGCUGGAGAGACUGAGGGCCCAAAACACGGAGCUCCUUCUGCAGAACCAGCCGGGCAAGGACAGGGGCCAGGUCGCCACCAACUAAAGGACACGACACGAGUAGGAGAAAACCCUUUCCAAAAGGUAAACACGUGGGACUGCUGCAUUUUUUUUAAAUUGUCAUCAGUUUUCUGUAAGCAGUUUGUCACCUGGACGAUGAGGUCCUUGCAUUGCAAUGCAAUACUUGACGUUUCUUUUCUAUUUGGACUGUAAGGGUGUCCUGUUCAUUUUUUUUCAAGAGAAAAUGUAAAUAUUUCAAAAAUAAGAUUCUUUUUAUAAAGAAAAUGUAUUUGACAACACGAGAAUAUUUUGUUUGUUUCCCGGGUCAACUUCGUUGGUAUCAUUGACAUAAACUGUUCCGUUUUUGAAUUUUCAAUCAAACAUCGUAUGUUGCAUUUACCCCUCAAAAAAAAUCCAGUAACAAAUCACAGCUAAUUGGACCAGCUUGCAGAGAUUGUUAUGCAGAAGUAAAUUCCAGAGUGAACAUUUUAACAGUUGUGUGUUAACAUAAGUUGAAAUAAAAUUUUGAAAUUCUG